Messenger RNA from Penicillium mononematosum, 893 nucleotides. Its product is annotated as 60S ribosomal eL37 domain-containing protein. The transcript is spliced from 5 exons. Lineage: Eukaryota; Fungi; Ascomycota; Eurotiomycetes; Eurotiales; Aspergillaceae. Gene Ontology annotation, cellular component: ribosome; cytosolic large ribosomal subunit. Gene Ontology annotation, biological process: translation. Bases 1 to 456 code for a protein of 151 amino acids. Gene Ontology annotation, molecular function: RNA binding; structural constituent of ribosome. The record is from RefSeq and is a predicted model, not a curated record.
AUGAGGAGCACAAUCGCCAGAUCUUGGGCAAGUUUCGAGACGCUUAGCGACGACGACCCGACAACCAGCCCCUUCAACGGAAUUGCCAGUUCCAUAAUUCAAGAUGAGUACGUCCGAUGCCGAAACAUCGCACCGCGAUCCUCCGCAGCGUCGAACAACUUCAAACUAACAAUCGCCACAGCUAAGGGUACCUCGAGCUUCGGAAAGCGCCACAACAAGACGCACACUCUGUGCCGUCGUUGUGGCAAGCGGUCUUUCCACAUCCAGAAGUCGACUUGUGCCAACUGCGGCUACCCUGCUGCCAAGACCCGCAAGUUCAACUGGGGUGAGAAGGCUAAGCGCCGCAAGACCACCGGCUCCGGCCGCAUGCGCUCCCUGCGCGAUGUCCACCGCCGCUUCCUCAACGGCUUCCAGACCGGUACCCCCAAGGGUGCCCGUGGCCCCGUCACCAACUAGAUUCCCUUUUUCGUCCGCUCGGCGUCGCGUUUUCGUUAUCGGAGAGGCUGGAAUAGGAAUGAGGGGAGGGAUCCUGGCAUGACAUGAAUUAGCAUUACGGGAUAGCAUUACUCGAAAUGCAAUGGCAGUUCCGGACUCUUAUCGCUUUCCCGUGGAGUUGGUGGUGUGUACAACUAUCGAUCACGUUGGUUCUCUUUGCCACGCCAAGGAUGACAAAGUAGAACUUGCGAGACGAUGAGAAAAGUUUCGUUGAGGGGCUCUUCUCUACGGAAAAGAGCUGGAUUAAAAAAACCCUGGGAAAGCGUGAAUGAAUUUCCUUUUUUCUUCGUUUAUGGCUGGCGAAUAUCCCAUGUCAUGACAGAUACAAUGUGAAGACUCUUCCUACCAUUUCAUGAUCUGUUCUACUCAGUACGAGGCUCUUUGGUGGACGCAGAGAC